Messenger RNA from Cuscuta epithymum, 1183 nucleotides. Lineage: Eukaryota; Viridiplantae; Streptophyta; Magnoliopsida; Solanales; Convolvulaceae. The record is from the annotation of a GenBank genome assembly.
AAUAGAAUCCCCAUCGGAGAUGCUCUUAUGUUCCGUUAUUCCUCGUUUUCCAAGUUGAUUCGAUGCAUCCAGGCUCAAGGCCUCCAGUUUUCCUUUGCAGAUUUAUGAAGAGACUGUUAACUUUCUUCAAUUUGCAGCUUGUUUCGAUCACAGUAUUGUAGAGCUUGAAUGAUGAAUUGACGGAGAGAUGGAUUUCCACUGACGCGCGAUGGGGACGGAACCCAACGUACCGCCGGCGCCAUCUUCAUCGCCGGCAGCGACGGCAUCCUCAUCACCCAAUGCCAAGCGAAGUAGAGACCCUGAAGAUGAGGUUUAUGUGGACAAUCUCCAUUCACAUAAACGCUAUUUAAGUGAGAUAAUGGCAUCAAGUUUAAAUGGACUAACUGUUGGAGAUAACUUAACUGAUGAUAGCCUUGUGUAUUCUCCAAGGUCUGGAAGCAUGUGCUGUAUUAGAUACAGAGAUGAUGCAUCUAUACAGUAUUCACCAAUGUCAGAAGAUUUGGAUGAGUUGCCGAGCUAUGAAGUUUCUAUGCACAUUUGUUGUUCAUCUCAGCCUGAGAGCACUCCAACCAGUCCUGUGUCUCCUUAUAGGAACCACCAGAGGCCUUUUAGUGGGCUCUCACCCUUCUCUCAAUCCACUUUAAACCCGCCACCAGGAUGCAACCUACCUCCCGUUGCAUCUUCGAGUGCACGUCAACGGGGCUCAGACUCUGAGGGCCGGUUCCCAUCAUCGCCGAGCGACAUAUGCCACUCAGCAGACCUCAGGCGGGCAGCGCUUUUGAGGUCUGUGCAGAUGAGAACCCAUCCGCAUGGAGCAGCAACACUUUUUGAUCUGUCGCUGCUUAGUCAUGGUGGCCAUGAGCAUAGUUUGGAAAUUGAAGAGAGUGAUGAUUAUCAUGUUGAAGAAUGCCCAUCGGUGAGAGUAUCAGAAUCUGAAACCCUUGAAGAACAUUGUGGGAUAUCGGACGCGUACUUGAAAGGGGAUUCGUCUCAUGAUUAAUCAUUUGUAUGUGUUGCAAGUUAUUAUUAAUUUAUUAGUGUAUUGCCUCAUUGCCUGUAAUCCGCUCUUAAGCUUGUGCAAAGAAAAGUCUUAGUGUGUGUGUGUGUUGUUCUAGGCCUGGGACCGGUUCGGUUCCUAGGCCAAAUAUGUGGAACCGUUUGAAAAUAUGAAAUUUUAUUAACG